UAAUACGCUUGUGGAAAAACUUCAGCAUUCUAUAUGUGCAAAAUAUUUUGCGCAAUCUACAAAAAAUUCGAGGUAGUCAAAGGCGUGUUAAUUUUUUAGUGUAAAUUUGUGACUUAUUAUCAUCCUAAUUUACUGGUACGUUAACCGGGUAUCAAAUUUACGUCUUGUCCUGCCCUGUAAUUUGCUGACUACCCGUCACGUUGUGUAAUUAACCUAGGUCUGUCCGUGCCGUAUACAAGGUGCAGGUAAAUAUUUUUUCGUGGAAUAUUUGCAUAUCUUUCCCGAUUUCGGGUAGGGAGUGAGAAAAAGAAAAUCCGUGAAUUUAUGAGCAAUUAAAUAUACAUAACUAUAAGCCAAGAUGGUAAAGUUUUACGGUGUAUGCUUGAUUUUACUUGGAUCUUCAAUCUGUUUGGGACACACGGCUGAACAAAUUUAUGGAUUGAAGGUUGUGACCCUUGCAAAGCUUCUCCAGAAGGAUUUUGGUGCAUCGGAUUCGCUCGACUUGAUCACUAAGACGCAAUCUUUCUUUAAUUCGGGGGACAUCUUGAUCAACCAGUUUUCCAAGGGAGACGCCGACCUCGCGCUGAAUGGAUUGGAGUCAUUGGUGAAACAUCAAUAUUUCAAGGAAACUAGUGUAAAAUCGGGAUUUGAAAAAUUAGCGGAGGUGGGAACUAAUGCGGGGCAAUAUGUGACGAAAUUUGGAUACGAAGCUGUCACCACGGUAUUAAAAAUGUUCUUGAAAUAUGCUUCUGCUCAAGUAGGGAACGCUUGUCUAGGAUACUCCGCGUAUCACUUGGUAAAUGGAGGAUACAGACUUUGGAACAUUUAUCAACUUCACGGGGAAAUUAGUCAGGUCCAAGAACGGUAUUUGGAACUGGAAGAGGAAAUUCAAAUAUUCAUUAAAGACGCGGAAACCUAUGUAGAUAAGGUGGCCGAGUUUCAAGAUCGUUUUAGCAACUUAAAAAAGGCCGCCAACUUUGAGGAUGACGAGCAGAGUGGUAUCAGGAGAAUUUUAACAGACGCUGGGGCCGAGUUGAGGAAACGAUAUGACGUUUUGGAGAAACAAAUUGAUGAAUUAACCAAAGACAUUAAAAAGACUAGGGAGGCCGUCCAUGACGAAAAGGAUAAAGGGGUCGGUGUCGCGACAGUCGUUGGCUUGGGAGCUGUCGGGGCGGCGAAUUAUUUUGGAUACGUGACAAUUACAGCUAUCAAUCCCAUCGCGGGUGCAGUAAUUGUCGGUGGGGCUAUUGGGGUUAACGUCUACAAUUAUUGGUGGUCGUCCAACACGUCACAUGAGAAGGACGAUUUGCUUGCCAAAAUGCUGGAGAAUUUGACCAAACUAAGGAAGGAGAUGGACACUGCGAUCAAAUUAGUUCGCGAAGCAAACGCCAGGAUUGAUCUGGGCUACGGGUAUGAUUACAAGAAGGGGUUGAAAUCCCUUUUUUAAAGGUGGUAACUAAUUGAGGAAGUUUUACGUAGUGCAAUAGAAUCGGAUUGUCCUAUGUGGUAUAACUUUGAAGGAAAUCGUGAAUAAAAAUUAUUGCCUUUA
This is a messenger RNA of Folsomia candida, 1549 nucleotides long. RefSeq lists its product as uncharacterized. The transcript has 4 exons. The record is from RefSeq and is a predicted model, not a curated record. NCBI's taxonomy places the organism in Eukaryota, Metazoa, Arthropoda, Collembola, Entomobryomorpha, Isotomidae. Bases 359 to 1447 code for a protein of 362 amino acids.